AUGGAAGCCGACUCUGCCGAGGAACUCACCCACAUUCUCGACCCCACCUCAUUCACUUGCUACACCGAUGGUAGUAAGCAUCACGGGAAGGUCGGUGCAGCGGUCGUCAUCCGGAACCCGAGCGGCUCUACAGUUCUGAGCAAGAAGCUCAAACUGCAUGAUGUCUGCUCGGUGUUUCAAGCGGAGAUGGCCGCCAUCGAUCAAGCAUGCCAACUCAUCAUCACGAAAAAACUGUCACCCGCAAUCAUCCUCACGGACAGCAAGUCAUCGCUGAUGGAACUGUCCAAUCAUAACAGCACCAACCAUCUUUGUAACAACAUUUUUAAAUCACUCCAUCUAGCCAAACAUCACAACAUCAACAUUUCAUUCAUUUGGAUUAGAUCACACAUCGGGAUAUCUGGCAAUGAGGAGGCCGACCUCGCGGCCAAAUCAGCAGCCAACUCCCAUUCAUCCCCUUCAUUCUCCAAAUUCCCCCUCAGCUACAUAAAACAUCACUUCAUGCGGUUAAGUAAAGCCGAACUAGAGGACUUAUACGACACGACAGACAAUUGCCAGUAUACCAAGCAGUGGUGCAGCAAUUACGCUUAG
Messenger RNA from Achroia grisella, 588 nucleotides. RefSeq lists its product as uncharacterized. The transcript has a single exon. Gene Ontology annotation, molecular function: RNA-DNA hybrid ribonuclease activity; nucleic acid binding. The record is from RefSeq and is a predicted model, not a curated record. Lineage: Eukaryota; Metazoa; Arthropoda; Insecta; Lepidoptera; Pyralidae. Gene Ontology annotation, biological process: DNA replication, removal of RNA primer. The coding region runs from base 1 to 588 and encodes 195 amino acids.